UGUGCGGUGGAUGCUGGCCUGCGGGAGGAAUAAUGGCGGGGCGGGCCUAGCCGUGCGGUGGUAACUGCGAGCCUUGGGUCGAGCUACAUGGUUGGAUCUUCGUAUGUGCUUCAGAAGCCGGAAGCUGCUCCAUUUAAGUCAGUCGUUACAGCAGGUUUUAACCGACAUCCAUGGUGUGAGUUUGAUUCCAUGCUUGUAAGAUGACUACCGCUGCUCGACCAACCUUUGAACCUGCAAGAGGCGGACGAGGGAAAGGAGAAGGGGACCUAAGUCAGCUCUCCAAGCAGUAUUCUAGCAGGGAUCUUCCUUCUCAUACGAAAAUCAAAUAUAGGCAAACCACUCAGGAUGCCCCUGAAGAGGUGCGCAACCGUGAUUUCCGGAGAGAGCUGGAGGAGAGGGAGAGAGUUGCCGUGAGAGAGAAGAACCGAGACAGGCCGGCGCGAGAACACACAACUUCCUCUUCGGUCUCAAAGAAACCUCGCCUCGAUCAAAUCCCUGCCGCUAACCUGGAUGCAGAUGACCCUUUGACUGACGAGGAGGAAGAGGAGGAAGAUUAUGAUGAAGAGAGUGACGACGAUACAGCUGCACUGUUAGCUGAGCUAGAGAAGAUAAAAAAGGAACGAGCUGAAGAGCAAGCCCGGAAGGAACAAGAACAAAAAGCUGAAGAGGAGAGGAUACGGAUGGAAAAUAUCCUAAGCGGUAACCCUUUGCUGAACCUUACAGGACCAGUACAACCUCAAACAAAUUUUAAAGUGAAGCGAAGGUGGGAUGAUGAUGUUGUCUUCAAGAAUUGUGCUAAAGGUGUAGACGAGAUGAAAAAAGACAAACGAUUUGUCAACGACACGCUGCGGUCUGAAUUUCACAAAAAGUUUAUGGAAAAAUACAUCAAGUAGGAUCUCAUUUUUGAAUAGGUUGUGUUGCCGAUAGAUUGUGUGGCACAAGUCAUUUGCCUUCCAUCAGAAACAUGCUGGCUCGGAUGGAAAUCUGUCAACAGUGGGCAGGUAUCCCCCAUGAUCAUAGGUAUCUUUUUAACUUAAUUCCUCGUCUGGCAUAUUUUUGCAUGUUUUAUUGUUGUAAAAUUACCCCGUGCCGCCUGCCCCUUCCCUUUUCUUGAAGAUGUUGGUUUCCUUAUUGCUAUGAAUUUAUGUUCACUGGAAAAUCAUUUUGUAAAUGUUUUGAAAACGACUUCCAAUAAACCCUCCACUCACUCAUGA
Molecule: messenger RNA, 1214 nt
Organism: Pantherophis guttatus
Lineage: Eukaryota; Metazoa; Chordata; Lepidosauria; Squamata; Colubridae
Gene: CWC15
Product: CWC15 spliceosome associated protein
Biological process (GO): mRNA cis splicing, via spliceosome
Cellular component (GO): catalytic step 2 spliceosome
Molecular function (GO): RNA binding
Source: RefSeq, a predicted model, not a curated record